Penicillium chermesinum is the source of this 351-nucleotide messenger RNA. It is a transcript of the gene S10a, whose product is annotated as 40S ribosomal protein uS10. Lineage: Eukaryota; Fungi; Ascomycota; Eurotiomycetes; Eurotiales; Aspergillaceae. Gene Ontology annotation, biological process: translation. Gene Ontology annotation, molecular function: RNA binding; structural constituent of ribosome. The transcript is spliced from 3 exons. Bases 1 to 351 code for a protein of 116 amino acids. Gene Ontology annotation, cellular component: cytosolic small ribosomal subunit; ribosome. The record is from RefSeq and is a predicted model, not a curated record.
AUGUCUUUCCAGAAGCCCGAGAAGGAUUUCGGCGAGGGCCCUAAGGUCCACAAGAUCCGCAUCACCCUCACCUCCCGCAAGGUCGCCUCCCUCGAGAAGGUCUGCCAGGAGCUGAUUGACCGUGCCCGCAGCAAGUCUCUGCAGGUCAAGGGCCCUGUCCGUCUUCCCACCAAGACCCUGCACAUCUCCACCCGUAAGACCCCCAACGGUGAGGGUUCCAAGACCUGGGACAAGUACGAGAUGCGCAUCCACAAGCGUCUCAUCGACCUGCUCGCCCCCACCGAGACCGUCAAGCAGAUCAUCAUCAACAUCGAGGCUGGUGUUGAGGUUGAGGUUACCAUUGCUGCUUAA